CUGUUCAAGUAUAUCCUGUUUUCAGUGCAAAACGAGUGUGCCCUGAAGACCGACGACUGCGCUCGGGACGGAGGAAUCUGCGAAGACACGCCGGACUCAUACAUGUGUCGUUGCGCCAUCAACUACCUCGACGUUUCUUUCGAUAGAGUGAACAGGCCGGGCAGAAAGUGCAAACGAUUGGUAGACGAAUGCGCAACUGGACAGAAUGAUUGCUCGCGAGAGGCGAUCUGUACUGACACAGAGGACAGCUACAUGUGCUCUUGCCCACCCACUCAUCUCGACCUCUCCGCGGAUCCGAUCAACCGUCCCGGGAGGAAGUGUUUGCUUCGAAUCAACGAGUGUACUUCGGGACGUCAUGACUGCUCCCCCAACGCCGACUGUAUGGACACUCCAGAAUCCUACAAAUGUCGAUGUCGAGACGACUUUGUCGAUGAAUCGCCUGACAUCAUGCACCGUCCUGGACGGAUCUGUCGACCGGCUCUUGUCGAUGAAUGCCGUCUGGGCAAGCAUGAUUGUCAUGCUGACGCCUUUUGCCAGGACUUGCCGCAGGGUUAUACGUGCAGAUGCAAACCCGAGUUCCUGGACCAGUCACCAAAUCGGGCCACUCAUCCGGGCCGAAUGUGCGUGCCACGUCCUACUCCACCUCCUCCAGAAUGUCGCAUUGAUGGUCCAAAUCAGUGCAAGGCGCAUUUGAACGAGGUGUGCCGACUAGUAAUGGGCGAGCCGAAAUGCGCCUGCCCUAUCAAUUAUCAGAGAGAUUCAGCUGGCUCUUGUUCAGUGAUUAACGAGUGCGACUUCCCACAACUAGUUGAUUGCCAUCCUUCCGCUGACUGCAUCGACCAGCUGGUUGGAUACACCUGCGCUUGCCGGCCAGGCUUCAAGGAUAUUGGGGAGAAGCCCGGUCGUAUAUGCAAACCCUUGGUGAAUGAGUGUCAAUUCCCUCAUCUGAACGACUGCCACCAGCAUGCCCAAUGCAUCGACCAAGAGGAGGGAUAUGAAUGCAGAUGUAAUCACGGAUUCAUGGAUCGCUCACAUGGGCGACCUGGAAGAAUUUGCAAGCAACUCAUUGACGAGUGUGCCGUACCGGGAAUGAACAGCUGUGACAGAAACGCCAGGUGA
Molecule: messenger RNA, 1119 nt
Organism: Cooperia oncophora
Lineage: Eukaryota; Metazoa; Nematoda; Chromadorea; Rhabditida; Trichostrongylidae
Source: the annotation of a GenBank genome assembly